Molecule: messenger RNA, 618 nt
Organism: Symbiodinium pilosum
Lineage: Eukaryota; Dinophyceae; Suessiales; Symbiodiniaceae
Source: the annotation of a GenBank genome assembly
AUGACAAGACUUUUCCAACCUGCCAAGAAUGAGGUCGCGGAGCGUGCCAUGCAAGCGCUGCAAAGAAUUAGGCAUCGCGCUUGCAGCACUCUGCAAGAGCUGCAUGAUGUUUGCACAGAGUUGGCGGGCCGAGCGGUUCUUGGCGGACCCCUGCCUGGAUUGCUGGUCAUAGACAGCGUGGCAUCCGUAGCCCGUACGGAUGGUACUGGGGAUCGUCGGACGCAGAUACCCCGUCGGCAGGCUCUCCUCAGCAGCCUCGCGAGCCAGCUCAAGGUCUUGGUGGCCCGGCCAAGACAGCGCCGCUCGCAGGAGCCACCUCGGACUGUGUCACCAGGCAUCGUCGUGACCAACCAAGUCAUGGGGGAUCCCUCCGCUGGAAUUAGUCGAGUUACUCUGGGCCACGUAUGGCACCACUCUGUCAACUGGCGGCUGGUGCUCAGCCACCUACCACCAGGAUCUGCCGGAGGUCUCGGAAGCAAGGAGCAAGCAGCUCCCUUCGGCCGCCGAUAUUUGGUCGUUGAGAAGAGUCCUUGCUUCAAGCCCAUAGCCGUGCCGUUUGCCAUCAACGAAGGUGGCCUCCGUGAGUUGGCCACUGAACACGCGGGCGCGGCAGCAUGA